Molecule: messenger RNA, 1456 nt
Organism: Musa acuminata AAA Group (dessert banana)
Lineage: Eukaryota; Viridiplantae; Streptophyta; Magnoliopsida; Zingiberales; Musaceae
Product: auxin-responsive protein IAA12
Exons: 5
Coding region: 151-1128 (325 amino acids)
Biological process (GO): regulation of DNA-templated transcription
Cellular component (GO): nucleus
Molecular function (GO): protein binding
Source: RefSeq, a predicted model, not a curated record
CAGAAAAGGCCCAAAACCAAAUCGGAAGGAAGCCCUCGUCUUCCUUCCUCCGUAACUCCAUUCCUCUCCUCGAUAACUCCUCCACCAAAACCCAACAGCUUCUUCCUGACGGCGUUACUCUCGGAGCGCCUCGUCGAGGAAUCGACCGAUAUGGUUUUCGGCGGAGGCGCCGCCGGGGAUUACUCAUCGGGGUCGAUGGCGACGCCGGAGGCGGCGGUGGCGGAGGAGGACUACGUGGGGAUAUCCGAGGUAAGCUCCUCUUCUUACCCCGGUUCGGCGGGCGUUGGAGGUGGAAUGGACGAGGAGGAGGAACUGGAACUCGGUCUGAGCCUGGGGACAAAGAAGGCCAUCGGCGGCGGCGCAACGCCGUGGGCCGAUUACUGCCGAAUAUUGACGGCGGAAGACUUGCCGUCGAUGGGGUCGCGUGCUUCGCCCUUAUCUUCUUCGUCGUCUGUUUCAUCCUCGUCCUCACCUAUCGCGGGCGGGGAGAGGUGCAACGGCCGUGUGGCUAAGAAGACCUCCAGUAACCCACCGAGUCAAAUGGUGGUAGGAUGGCCACCGAUAAGAGCAUACAGGAUGAACAGUUUAGUCAACCAAUCCAAAGAAAACACAUCCGCGCAUGCUACCAUCACGUCAGCCCACAAGAAGGCAUCUCAAAACAUCAAGAACAACAAAACUGGGGAGAGAAUUUGCUGCAAGGAAAUUGAAAAGAAAGGAAGAUCCUCUGUGAAUUCCCUCUUUGUUAAGGUGAAUUUGGAUGGAGAUCCUAUUGGGAGGAAGGUGGAUCUCAGUUCCUAUCCCUCCUAUGAAACCCUUGCGCUAGCACUUGAGGCCAUGUUCCUCAGACAAACAUUAGUCCUCAGUAGCUCCAUUUAUGAUGGCCCAAGGACCUCAAAAUUGCUGGAUGGCUCAUCUGGAUUCAUAAUCACAUAUGAAGACAGGGAUGGCGACUGGAUGUUAGUUGGUGAUGUUCCGUGGGGAAUGUUCCUUAGCACUGUCAAGAGGCUUAGAAUCAUGAAGACCUCUGAUGCUAGUGGGCUUGGCAAAUGGGUCUGCCAGAGUCAUGUUCACCCAUCUUGUUCUCCCGGAGUCUUUCGUAUGAUACCUCACUCUGAAGGGUUACUUUAACUUAGCCUCAUUUUCAAAUGUGAAUCAAGCAUUGUUUCUCUCGUAUUCAUCCUUAAAAUGUGAAUCAAGCAUUAGAGAGAUAGUAUGGAUAUUUGUGUUUAAGAUCUUGGGUGCUGUGAUUCAUGAGAAACUUAAGCGCCUGGGAAAGUAUAUUGACGCAUCACACUUUUGCGGAUUGACGUGUAGCAUUGUCUUUAUGCAAUGUUUCAUGAUCGAUUAGAUGAUUAACACUUGUAACUUUAUGCAAUUUUAAGCUGGUCUUCUGCCACUGUCAUCCAAUGGUAGAUGGAACACUAUAAUUUAUAUUUAUCUUAUUUUUUGACUUGUA